CGUGGUUUUCGAUAAGACCCACCGCACCUUCUCCGCCAAGUCUGCACCUGCAUCUUCCCAAAAAGCGAGAAAUACCUUCAGUGAUAUCGUCUACAAGCAAGUUUAUUAGCCAAUAGAGGAAACAUGAGUCUUCCUGAUUGCAGAUCUAUCGGGAAACAGUCCACCCCUAUUUUUCACCUGAAUUCACCCAUUGUGCAGCUGAACAUCGGUGGACAUGCCUACUGCACAUCACUGAGCACACUCAGAAAGUGCCCCAAUUCUAAACUGGCAGAUAUGUUCACCGGACAGCCCAAGCUGCAAACAGAUGCUGAAGGCCGAUUCUUCAUUGACAGAGAUGGGACACACUUCAAAGGUGUCCUUGAGUUCUUGCGCAACCAACAGCUGCCCACUGAGCAUGUGCAGGAAGUGUAUCAAGAAGCACUGUUCUAUGAUAUCAAGCCGUUGGUAAAGCAGCUGGAAGAGACGCCACAGCUCUUUGGAGAGAUGGUGGCAAGACAGCAGUUCUUGGCGAGGGUGCCCAAUUACCGGGAGAACCUGGAGGUGAUUAUUAGGAUCGCCCGGGCAGAGGCCAUCGCCAGUCGCGCUUCCAGUAUUAUUGUGUGCAUUCUGAGAACGGAGGAGGAUGUCAGCCGAUACACUGAUGCAAUUAACAGCCUGGAUACCGACAAAGAGUCAGUGGUGAGCUUUGGCCCCUGGAAAGCCCCUCCCACUGUUGGGGACCUGCUUGACUGUAUAAAAAUGGACAUUGAAGCAAAGGGAUACAAGAUUUCUCUCCAACCGCACAAUGAGAAGGGGUUCCGUUUUAGGAGCUAUGACUUCUUUUACAGAUUGAUUUUCACUUGGUGGUGAAUGUGAAUAGGUAACAUCAUAAAUGUGAAUAGGAUUUUUAUGUACUUUUAUGUACCAAAUUCAUAACAUAACAAAUGACUGAAAUCAUUGUAAACCAGAUUGAGUGUCUGGGAUGUUCAGAAAACAUUUACUCAGCUUCUAGAGACAAUACAUACUAUGCUAUAGAAAAUUAUAUUGGAAAGAAAAGCCUUUAAGGAGUCUAAUUAUGUUAUAUUUGACCCCUAAAUGUGCAAAUGAGUACUGAGUAACUGACAUUAUUUUGUCAAUUAAAGUAAAACAUUGGUAUUGUGUAUUUAAAUAUUUCAUUUCUUUCUGUCCACAUGCAUUUUUUUUAUUGAUAUGGGUUCAAAUGAAACCCAAUGCCAAAUAAAGUUGGAAUAGUAUAUUUUAAAAACGUUUCUUAAAGUUCCCAUUAUUGCACUGUCCACUUCAAUGACCCACAUCAAAAGUAAAUAAAAGUUGUAAUUAUUGAAUUGGUUGUACUGUAUUGCCAUAGGUUAAU
Conger conger (European conger) is the source of this 1351-nucleotide messenger RNA. RefSeq names its product potassium channel tetramerization domain containing 14 (gene kctd14). Gene Ontology annotation, biological process: protein homooligomerization. NCBI's taxonomy places the organism in Eukaryota, Metazoa, Chordata, Actinopteri, Anguilliformes, Congridae. Bases 124 to 849 code for a protein of 241 amino acids. The record is from RefSeq and is a predicted model, not a curated record. Gene Ontology annotation, molecular function: protein binding. The transcript has 2 exons.